GGUGAAUUGGUGUUUACGGAAGCAUCGAUCCGGUAGGGGUUCGUUAACAGAGACAAAGUAAAAGUCAACUGUACUUACGUAAGAUCAAAUAGGAAUAGGAAUAGGAAUAGGAAUAAGAAGUUGCGUGUUUUUGUGUUUUGUUUUGUGUUGUGUUGGGUUGGGUUGUAUCUAUCAUCAGAAGAAGAAAAUGGAGGGAACAGGGUCAGGAUCAGGUUCGUCAGGUCCGGCAGCUCCGGCAGGUCCAGCACCGUUCCUACUGAAGACAUACGAGAUGGUGGAUGAUUCAUCGACGGAGGAAAUAGUAUCGUGGAGUUCCAACAACAACACCUUCAUCGUUUGGAACCCUGCUGAAUUUUCUCGCCUUCUUCUUCCCACUUUUUUCAAACACAACAACUUCUCCAGCUUCAUCCGUCAGCUUAACACCUAUGGAUUUAGAAAAGUACACCCUGAGCGAUGGGAGUUUGCUAAUGAAGAUUUUGUGAAAGAUCAAAAGCAUCUUCUAAAGAAUAUUCACCGCAGGAAACCUAUCCACAGUCACUCACUCACACAACCCCUCGUGGAUUCGGAAAGGUCCGCAUUUGAGGAACAGAUAGAGAAACUUUCACGCGACAAGGCCACCAUUCAAUCCAAUAUUUUCCGCUUCAAACAACACCACUCCGCUGCCAAGACUUAUCUUCAAGAUCUGCUUCUGCGAUUGGAUGGCAUGGAGGAGAGGCAGCAAAAUUUGCUCACCUUCUUUCAAAACGCUCUUCACAAUCCUACUCUUCUUCAACAGAUCACUCGCAAAAUCGAGUCCAUGGAUUUGCUGGCUUAUAACAAGAAAAGGCGAUUACCUCGUCGGCUUGAUGAUCGUGACCACGUUGCUGGAAACACCUUUGUUGAAUGUUUUGGAACGGAAUUUGGAAAUGUUUCUCAUCAAGAAUUCUCCGAUAAACUCACACUGGAACUGUCACCUGCUGUUUCAGAAAUGAACUUGGUGGUGUCGUGUAGUACACAGAGUUCAAAUGAAGAUGGAGAAAGCCCACAUAAUAUGAUGCUACCUGAGAUAGCAGAGAUUGCACAGACCGGAGAGUCUCUUAAUUUUGAGAUGCAUUCCUGUUUAUCACGAACCGCCACAGCUACCGAGAGCCCCAAAUUGGACUCAAAUAAUGAAGAUGGUGACAGUUAUAUAUCCUGUCUUUUGAAUCUAUCUCUGGCAUCUUCUCCACUACAAGCCAAGAGAAACACAUUCCCAGAUAGAUCCCCAUCCCUAAUAGACUGUCCAGAAUUUGGCAAAUUGGAUGGAUCAAAGUUUUGUGCCGAUGAUAUUAAAGAAUAUGACGCUGGAGCCUCUUCAAGCAGAAGUCUAAACGAGGUCAGUAAUUUAGCCGAGGCUACCCCAACUGCUCCAGUUAGAGUAAAUGAUGUGUUCUGGGAACAGUUCCUUACUGAAAGACCAGGUUGUUCUGACACCGAAGGCUCAAUGUCCACCCACAAAGUAAAUGCUUAUGUUGCUGAUCAAGAUGAAGGGCGAUCCGUUCAUGGAAUCUCUGGAAAUGUUAUGGACAUGGAUCAGCUCACACUCUGACCAUAUUGUACUGGAUCCUUAAUACUAGUUUUGAUAUUGGUAUGUGAGUUUUGCAUGAUAGAUUAAACAUACUAUUUGAAACUUGACAUCGAUUUUUAUGCCUAUUUUGUGUAAAAUAUGGAUAAUCUGCACUUCUCUUGGACACAUUAUCACUGAUGUAUACGAGGUACUAGCUUGUUACGUGACAGUUUUUGU
Vigna angularis (adzuki bean) is the source of this 1762-nucleotide messenger RNA. Its product is annotated as heat stress transcription factor A-5. NCBI's taxonomy places the organism in Eukaryota, Viridiplantae, Streptophyta, Magnoliopsida, Fabales, Fabaceae. Gene Ontology annotation, molecular function: DNA-binding transcription factor activity; RNA polymerase II cis-regulatory region sequence-specific DNA binding. The record is from RefSeq and is a predicted model, not a curated record. The transcript has 2 exons. Gene Ontology annotation, cellular component: nucleus. Gene Ontology annotation, biological process: regulation of transcription by RNA polymerase II. Bases 188 to 1567 code for a protein of 459 amino acids.